UAUGUCAUUACAAUAAUACCACAACAUUCACAUUAAACAAUCGUUACGCGUUAAGAGUGGUCGAAAGCGUUAAGGAAACGGUAUAAAUUUUAAAUAUGACUUUAAACCAUCAACUAUAUACGACAUACAAAAUCCCACUGUACGCUACGGAGUAAGAAGAAGAUGAUACUUUAGAAAGAACUCAAAUGAUCGUCUGAACGCUUGGGUGUCAAUCGCAUCAAAAAUGGCUGUUUCGCAAUUGGUGGAGAAGCUAAAGUUUGGCGACAGGUACGUUUUGGUGAAUUUCGUCGUGAAGCCGGUGGAAGAUCCACCGUAUAGCGGCUCCCGGGUGGGGUUUGGAUUUGCGGAGCGAAACAAGUUUCUCUCGAGCGAAAUAUGGCAUUCGUUCGUCUACCCGAAGCUUCUUGAAAUAUUUGACCAAAAUUUGGCUUUGAUUGGUGAAAACCUUGAUCCGGCGUACGAAAAGGAUAAGGAUUAUUACUUGAAAUGUGUCGAGCGUCCCUACCUGGAAAUGAGGGUUAACAUCCGGGAUGGUUCUUAUCGCAACAGAUUGAACAUUUUGUUUCAAGAGGAGCUGAGAAAUUUACACCAAUCCUGCUUUUUUGUUGAAAUUAGAGAUCAAGGGCGUACUUUUGUGGAGAUGAUUAAGCGUCGCGACGAGUUUAUUGACAAACUGUUAGAUGAGAACAAAAGAAUGAAGGCGCAGAUCGCGGCUCAUGAAUCAGGCGCUCCGAAAGACGCUACCGGAGUAGAAGGAAACGAUCCGAAGCCAGUUAAAGAGCACGUGCCCGAGGCUCCGCCCGCCCAUCCAGCCCUUAUCAAAAGAACCUACAAACCGUCAGCCGAUAGCUCCCAACCCGGUCCUUCAUCCGCACCCGACAUUUACACAACGAAAAUUCUCGGUAAAUCUCCAACACGCCAAAACUCACCAAGCGGCUCAACCCUUUCGCUCGAUGCUGUUAGUAGUACGGACAGUGAGAAUGGGCAGAAGCAAGGUUUUUUCACGGAAAGCCCGGACGAGCAGGCUACACAUCUUCGGAAAACGGCAGACAUACAGAAGCAGGAAGACUUGGGAGGGCCGAGCAAAACGAAAAGGCACAAGGCUAAGAAAACUCAAGGCUCAACCCUUUCGCUCGAUCCUAUUAGUAGUACGGACAGUGUGUAUGCUCCUACUACUUCUACACGGGUAUUACGAGCACGGAGCAGUAAACCGCUGGCGCGAGGUUUUUUCACGGAAAGCCCGGACGAGCAGGCGUGUAAAAUGGCAUGGCAGAAAAUGGCAGACAAACGGAAGCAGGAAGACUUGGGAGGGCCGAGCAAAACAAAAAGCCACAAGGCUAAGAAAGUCACAAACAACGAUCAAGAUGAAAAGGAAGAAGAAAAACCUAAAGUGCUCAAUUGCACCGACAUGCCUGAAUCGGAAAUCUUAGCCACAUUUGCCGAUUACAGGCAGGAGCUGCACGAAAUAUUUCUGAAGCACAAAGAUGAACUAGAAGAGCAGUGGAUGGCGAAUAAGGAGCUGGUCUACUAUACAGAGGUUGCUCACUUGUUUAAUGAGGAUCAGAAGAUGACCAUGAUGCAAGUACUGGAAAAUGAAUUUGUGCCAAUUGAACUGAAUGGAAAGUACACUGAAUUUUUUACCUCCACUCUGCUGAUGGAAUGGAUUAUACGUAUUUUCAUGAAGCGGUACAAAUUUACAACUCGCCAAGAGGCCUUAAAACUUAUCAGGAAGCAGGAAGAGGAGGUCCUUGAAUACAUUGCCAGAGAUUGGUAAUAAGCCACCAUAUGUGAUCUGAUCAUGGUUCCUUAAUAUUUACAUUUGUUUUACAAAUUUCUCAUUGCCAUUUUUUUUUUGUAUUUAAUAAAUACGGCAGUGCGGCCGUUUUGCUUGCUUGCUUGCUACAUUACCCUUUACGCUUAUCUGCUUCCAUCAAUGCUUAUUGCUUAAAAAAAUCAAAAUAUGAAUAAAAAUUCAAUAGCAAGUAAGGAAA
Anopheles gambiae (African malaria mosquito) is the source of this 1991-nucleotide messenger RNA. RefSeq lists its product as uncharacterized. Lineage: Eukaryota; Metazoa; Arthropoda; Insecta; Diptera; Culicidae. The transcript has 4 exons. The coding region runs from base 224 to 1774 and encodes 516 amino acids. The record is from RefSeq and is a predicted model, not a curated record.